Molecule: messenger RNA, 1568 nt
Organism: Aspergillus aculeatinus CBS 121060
Lineage: Eukaryota; Fungi; Ascomycota; Eurotiomycetes; Eurotiales; Aspergillaceae
Exons: 3
Coding region: 1-1101 (366 amino acids)
Source: RefSeq, a predicted model, not a curated record
AUGUUCGCCAGUCGCUCCGGUACUAUCAAGAGGGCAAUAGAGCAAGCACGAGAGAACGCUGAUCCGUGCACCGACCCGGUUCUCAUUGAAAUAGACCUUGUCGUGGUUCCUGCAGCUGGCCGGAAGUAUGGCCGGCUGGAACUCGAGGCUGUCGCCGGGGUACCGCAGCGCCCACAGCCUGCCGACCUCCUAUCUCCAAAGCUCUGCAAGAUCUGGGCCAACAUGGUCAAGAGCUUGGAUGAUCAGGUGCCUUACUUGAAGCCUGAAUACCCCGCUUCGCAACGACUAGCAAUUCGCGCAGAUCAGGGCGAGGAGCCUGACGAUAUACUCCACCACACGAAGGCCCUCAUGACCCUGGGCGAGGAGCUCGAAGCCACCAAGGCUGUGUUCUCGGCUCUGGACGAGGCUUUUGUGGGCAUGGGAGACGGUCUGGGGGAGGCGGUGGCCGAAGACCCCGUCCAGUGGCUGUGCAUCUCCAUGACUCUUCGGGAUUCCUGGAUCUUCAAGGACGCAGCCUGCCAUGUGGUCGGCAAAUGGCACAAUUUGGAACAUGAGGUGAAGAUGUCGAUCCCCGAGGCCGCCCGCCGCGUCUGCCAGAGCCAUAGCGACAAGCUCGUCCAACGCUGUCAAGAUGUCGAGGAUUACAUGAUGAACAUCGAGUUUGCCCCCUCGGAUGAUCCAGGCCCGUCUGACUUGCUGGGCUUGAGCCCGCAUAUGUGGGUGGCACUCACUCGGUUUCGAGAAUGGGUGUACAAGAAUAUCAGUGAGGGAAACGGCUUCCGUGGCGCAGAGGGAGGCUUCAUUCUCUAUCGCUACUUGUGUGAAGAGGAGGAUGACGACAAUGACGAAUAUGAUAAUCAAUGGGCCCCCUAUCUUGACGAAGACGAUUGCCCCAAGGAGGAUGCGGACGAGGUCAAUGCAGGUCUGCUCUGCCUCAGGGAGCUUUGUGUGGACAAGCUGGAGCCGCUCUUGGAGUCCAAUGUCAGCGAUUCGAGUGUUCGCUACUUGACUUGUGCCGAGAUUGACAAUGAGGAUGUCCCCUGGGAUGAUGAGGAUGAUGAUGAGGAUGAUGAUAAUGAUGAUGAUGAGGAUGAUGAAUGAGCAUUGCCAUCCGGCGUUUGUGCUAUUAGCUUCCAUUCUCUCAAGCGUCUGCUACACCAACAUGGACAGCUUGGCUCGCACUUCAUCUCGAUACCUCGUCAUCGCCAUUGCCUUUCCGCCAACUUAUCAGUGUGCCCAAUGUGCAAGGUCCAUCUCGGUUAUUCUAGCCUUGUGAAAUCCCAUCUUCCACGCUUUGCUUUCUGCUUGCUUUCCUCUCACUACGGCAAUGCUUGUUAAAUUGGAUAUCGGUGACCCGCGUGCCUGCCAAUCCUUCAUUGCCCUCCUCUGUUGACAAUUCUUUACUUCUAGUGACAUGGUGUUUGGCUCAGUCACUGUGUUAAAACAAACUCGAUAUCGGUCUUGCUUCUUCUUCUUCCCCAUACUGACCCUGAUAUCAAUUUGCUUUUACUGCGUGUUACUACCUUUUCUUUGGCUCCGUACAAAUCACCACCUUGACAUCUGACUUG